UGAGUAAUGCUAUGUGAUGCUGUUGUUACUGCCAUUUCAUCAGCGGAUUUUCACAAACAUCUCCAUCUUUAAACAUGAAAUUGCUAUGAAAUUAAACCAUCGACAAGUUGUAAGGACGGCCAUUAGCCAAUUUUACAUCAAACUCGCCAUCACAGUAACAGUUCCCUGUGUAGAAUAAAAUAAUACAAAAGGAUACUAGGACAAGUCUUAUUUGCGUAUCACUGCUUGGGGUAAAUCAGUGUUUGACUAGGCCUCCUGAGAUCACUGUUUCAGAGAGCAUCUUCGAUAUACGCGAUUUCUCAAGAUCAUGGGGUUUGCUAUUUCCAGCCGUUGAUCGCUCAUCUAACAAGAUUCUAUGAGAGAUGGAAGCGAUAUGGCUGUACCAGUUUCGACUCAUCGUCAUUGGGGACUCGACAGUAGGAAAGUCGUGCCUGAUCCGGCGAUUCACAGAGGGACGCUUUGCGCAUGUGUCCGACCCCACAGUAGGUGUAGACUUCUUCUCACGCCUAGUGGAGAUAGAACCAGGCAAACGCAUUAAACUUCAAAUCUGGGACACAGCCGGACAAGAGCGAUUCAGGUCUAUUACCAGGGCUUAUUACCGUAACUCUGUUGGGGGGCUGCUGCUGUUCGACAUCACCAACCGUCGCUCCUUCCAGAAUGUGCAUGAGUGGCUGGAGGAGGCCCGGAGUCACGUCCAGCCUCACAGCAUUGUCUUUCUGUUGGUGGGCCACAAGUGCGACCUGGAGCCCCAGAGGCAGGUGAGCCAGCAGGAGGCUGAGAAGCUGGCAGGUACCUAUGGCAUGCGCUACGUGGAGACAUCGGCUCGCGACGCCAUCAACGUGGAAAAGGCCUUCACUGAGCUAACGCGGGACAUCUUCGAGCUCGUGAAGAGCGGUGACAUCAACAUCCAGGAGGGUUGGGAGGGGGUGAAGAGUGGCUUGGUGCCCAACGUGGUGCACUCCUCAGAAGAGGUCACCAAGAGCGGCCGCCGGUGCCUCUGCUGAUUAGCCUGUCUGUCUAGUUGGCUUCACUCUUCCCAGCCCAUGCAGUCCUGUUAUAUUAUGUCCCACUAGCUCGCAAUCUUGUCACAUAUAUAGCUCUCUCACUCCCAUUCUGACUACUGGAAGGCCAUUUCUGCUCUAGUCUACCACUGAAUAAAACAUGAAUACAGCUACUUUCCACAGUAACCUUCCUGGCAUCUGUCUUACCUGUUACAGGCACUUGAAAGACAAGAAAUGGCCUGUUUUAUGAUUUUGUUGUCCUCCCUGUAUUUAUGCUUCAUCUUGUGCCCCAUAUAAGGAACACACCUCAAACUUUACACGUCUGUUCUGUGUUCUGGAGUCUGGAGAGCUCACACAACUUUCAGGGGGGGGGUUCAAUACAAGGGGAAAACACCAGAUCUAUCACAGCUUAUUCCACCUUGUCUAUGGAAAGAGCCAGUACACUGAGGAAAGCGUGUGUUGUAUUGCUGGCUGUGUGCAAUGCCUCCUCUGCUUUUGGUGUGAGACUGAUGGCACCACCAGACACAUGAACAACCAAGAACACUAUAGUGUAUUGCCAUCAUCCUUUUCAUCACAGAUGGAACCAAAGCUUGCGUGGACUGAAUCAGUUCUACAUGAGUAUCAGCAGGGAAUUUGUACAGUUGAGUGUUGGGUAGGCUGCACUGUGAGAUGCCUAACAUCAAUGUUUUUCAUUUGCCAUUUUCUUCAUCGUUGCUCAUAUUAAAUGCACAGUUGGGGACACAAGGUACUGUAUAAGAUAUCACCUUUUUUAACUACCCUGGCCAUCCACCAUAAUCGUUAGAGAAUGCGUCCCAUGAGAAAGACAUUGUAUAUACUCCAUUGGCUUUAACAGUAAGCCCACCCCUUAAACAUUGACAUCUACACAACGAUAGCGCCUCCUGAUGUUAUGAACACCAAGCUUUAAAUGGGGUCAGCUGUUCUAGAGUCGUUUUUUUAUUUAGUUUAUUAAUACCUGCAUACUGUAGGGUCGUAUGCUUGUAGUUUUAACAUGAUCCUAAGCAACAUUCCACAGGUGUCCAAUAUUUCUUCCCAGACUAUUGCACUCAGACCUGUGCUUUAUCUAACCGUUAUAUCUUCCAACCACAACCUUUAGUACCUCUAAAAUGUAUUUUUUCUCAAUGCCAGUUUCCACCCUCCCCAUUGAACUUUUUGGGUUAGAUAUGAUCCCAUUUGCUGCCAGGUCCAUGUCCAUAUACAACGUUAAUGCAAGCAGACCAUAUCUGAGAGCAAUUUAAAGAGCCUCCUAGGUUCAAAGUAUCUAUGCAGCAGGAAACUAACCAUUUGCUCAAAAACAAAGCUAUAACAUGUAUUAAUCGACCUGAAUUUUACUCUCCUUCAGGGUUCAAUACUGCAUGUGUAUAGUUGCAUUUUAUCCAUUUGUAAAUAGCCUGGGUGUUCUGGAUCAAUUUCUCAUCUCAUUUCUAGAACAUGAAAUGUCAUAAUGGUGUGAUAGAAAUGGGAAAUUCCAUGACUUUCAAUAUUUGUAGGAGAUGCAGUGCAUUUGGAAAGUAUUCAAGACCCCUUGACUUUUUCCCAAUUUUUUUACGUUUCAGCUUGUAGUGUCAUACCCAAGAAGAAUCAAGGCUGUAAUCGCUGCCAAAGGUUCUUCAACAAAGUACUGAGUAAAGGGUCUGAAUAUCAGUUUGGGCACACCUACUCAUUCAAGGCUUUUUAUUUAUUUUUACUAUUUUCUACAUUGUAGAAUAAUAGUGAAGACAUCAAAACUAUGUAAUAACACAUAUGGAAUCAUGUAGUAACCAAAAAAGUGUUAAACAAACAAAAAUAUAUUUUAGAUUCUUCAAAGUAGCCACCCUUUGCCUUGAUGACAGCUUUGCACACUCUUGGCAUUCUCUCAACCAGCUUCACCUGGAAUGAUAUUCCAACAUUCUUGAAGAAGUUCCCACAUAUGCUGAGCACUUGUUGGCUGCUUUUCCUUCACUCUGUGGUCCAACUCAUCCCAAACCAUCUCAAUUUGGUUGAGGUCGGUUGAUUGUUGAGGCCAGAAUGUUGAUGCAGCACUCCAUCACUCUCCUUGGUCAAAUAGCCCUUACACAGCCUGGAGGUGUGUUGGGUCAUUUUCCUGUUGAAAAACAAAUUAUAGUCCUACUAAGCGCAAACCAGAUGGUAUGGCGUAUUGCUGCAGAAUGUUGUGGUAGCCAUGCUGGUUAAGUGUGCCUUGAAUUCUAAAUAAAUCACUGACAGUGUCACCAGCAGAGCACACACACACCAUAACACCUCCUCCUCCAUGCUUCACGGUGGGAACCACACAUGCGGAGAUAAUCCAUUCACCUUCUUUGCAUCAGACUAAAGGGCAGAUUUCCACCAGUCUAAUGUCUAUUGCUCAUGUUUCUUGACCCAAACAAGCCUCUUCUUAUUAUUGGUGUCCUUUAGUAGUGGUUUCUUUGCAGCAAUUCGACCACGAAGACCUGAUUCAUGCAGUCUCCUCUGAACAGUUGAUGUUGAGAUGUGUCUGUUUCUUGAACUCUGUGAAGCAUUUAUUUGGGCUACAAUUUCUGAGGCUGGUAACUCUAAUGAACUUAUCCUCUGCAGCAGAAGUAACUCUGGGUCUUCCUUUCCUGUGGCGGUCCCCAUGAGAGCCAGUUUCAUCAUAGCGCUUGAUGGUUUUUGCGGCUGCACUUAAAGAAACUUUCAAUGUUCUUGAAAUGUUCCGCAUUGACUGAACUUCAUGUCUUUAGGUAUUGCUGUCGUUUCUCUUUGCUUGUUUGAGCUGUUCUUGUCAUAAUAUGGACUUGGUGUUUAACCAAAUAGGGCUAUCUUCUGUAUACCACCCCUACCUUGUCACAACUGAUUGGCUCAAACGCAUUAAGGAAAGAAUUUGCACAAUUUUCCAAAAACCUGUUUCUGCUUUGUCUUGUGUGUAGAUUGAUGAGGGAAAAAACCUAUUGAAUCUAUUUUAAAAUAAGACUAACGUAACAAAAUGUAGAAAAAGUCAAGGGCUCUGAAAACUUUCUGAAUGCACUGUAUCUUACAACAACUGGAGUGUUGCUCUGUUCAGGGUAAUAAGAUAGUUUGGUUUCCCCUCUUUCACUUAAGUCACACCCUCUGAUUAUGAAAGGAGAGAGAUCCCUGGGGAAGUCCACAGCCUUUAGAGAGACAUCCGUUACCUACAUAUUAUACAUGCGUAUUGAGCCUCCAUGUGCCAGACACAUGUGAAUACCCUCCCCACCACAGGUGGCUGGUGGCAUCUUAAUUGCGAAGGACGGGCUCAUAGUCAUGGCUGGAACGGAAUAAAUGGAAUGGUAUCGAACAAAUGAAACGUGUUUUCCAUGUGGUUCAUACCAUUCCAUUAAUUUCAUUCCAGCCAUUAUUAUGAGCUGUCCUCCCCUCAGCAGCCUCCUGUACUCCCCACCUAUGUCGUUGAAUGGACUCUCCUGACUGUAUUCUCUGCUAGGCCAGGUACCAGAUCAGCUGCUGAAUUCACAACACUGGCGCUAAACCAACUUUGUUUUUCAUUCUAAACCAUUGAACGACUGUGAUAUAGGAAUGUAGAGAGAACAAUCUUAUCAUAUUUCAUGUUCUCUUGCUAUACUCCUGUCAUGCAGAGGUUUGAAAUGGCUAUGAAUCACGUCUUGAUAAAUCUAGUGAGAGCUAAGAUGUAUUCCAAUUAAAUUGUGACUUGUA
This is a messenger RNA of Salvelinus fontinalis (brook trout), 4664 nucleotides long. Its product is annotated as ras-related protein Rab-39B-like. Gene Ontology annotation, cellular component: Golgi membrane. Gene Ontology annotation, molecular function: GTPase activity; GTP binding. The transcript has 3 exons. The record is from RefSeq and is a predicted model, not a curated record. Lineage: Eukaryota; Metazoa; Chordata; Actinopteri; Salmoniformes; Salmonidae. The coding region runs from base 363 to 1004 and encodes 213 amino acids. Gene Ontology annotation, biological process: Rab protein signal transduction.